Molecule: messenger RNA, 951 nt
Organism: Diaporthe batatas
Lineage: Eukaryota; Fungi; Ascomycota; Sordariomycetes; Diaporthales; Diaporthaceae
Exons: 1
Coding region: 1-951 (316 amino acids)
Source: RefSeq, a predicted model, not a curated record
AUGUCGUCCAUUCCUCCACGCCCGCCGACACCCCAGAUCGUGGUCCAUCACCUCCCCGACAGGCCAGGCCCGAGCACGACGGCAAAACCCAAGAAAACCUUGAUCUUGAUCAUGGGAUCCACCACGGUCACCGGUAGAGCACAGGUUCUCCGAGAAGUCGGUAACGCCCUGUCUUGCCCCACCUACGUGGGCGACAGUAUCCAUGACUCGUCAGCCAAAGCCGCCAGCGUCGGCGCCUCUCGGCGCAGCCACACCGAGAAUACAGAAACGGGGUCCAGCUCUCGGCCAGCCGGUCCCAACGAGGGGCUUUACAAGCGGCUUUGGCUUUCGAAAUUGACUCGCACCGGUCUCCUGUUCCCGGAGGAAUCCAGACCUGCGCAAGAAGGUUUCUCUGGCUUCGGGGCUGGUGCCGGCGGGGCAUUCUCGUCGCCGACCUUGACGAGAACAACUACCAGCCGGCGGGGUUCCAUUGACAUUAGCGCCAGCGACUCGGCCCCGUGGGGCGAUGCGGGAACAUCCGCAGCCCCGUCCGUGUCAGACAAGACCCUGGUCUUCCAGAUAUCCGAGGCGGAGCGGCUGCGCCGAGAGAACCCGGUGCUCAUGGCCCUGACGCACCCCUACAUAGAGAAAUGGCACAAGAUGAUCAUCCGACAAGCUCUCGGAGAGUAUGGCAUCGGCGUUAUUUUUGUUCCCUUGUACAAAGAACAGCCCGAUACACAGGGGGAAGGCGAUGAUGAGACCGAUGAUCUGCCGAUACUCCGGCCGUUGGACCCAAGCUCCAUGUCAUCAUUUCCACUCUCGUUUGGUGCAGAUAGGACCGUGGCUGGCAAGCCUAGAGGCUGGGCCAGCCUCGAUGAGGAGAUGCAAGUUGCCACUGAUGUCGAUGCAGACAUCGAGACAAAGAUCCGGAACAUUGUGGAUGGCAUCAAGUUCAUCAUUGGAAUCGAUUAG